This is a messenger RNA of Bombina bombina (fire-bellied toad), 4241 nucleotides long. It is a transcript of the gene SORBS2, whose product is annotated as sorbin and SH3 domain containing 2. The transcript is spliced from 23 exons. Gene Ontology annotation, cellular component: dendrite; synapse; plasma membrane. Gene Ontology annotation, biological process: Notch signaling pathway. The record is from RefSeq and is a predicted model, not a curated record. NCBI's taxonomy places the organism in Eukaryota, Metazoa, Chordata, Amphibia, Anura, Bombinatoridae. The coding region runs from base 112 to 3582 and encodes 1156 amino acids. Gene Ontology annotation, molecular function: protein binding.
CCCAGGAAAGGAAGCUUUCAUAGGGCAUCAAGUAAUCUCCAGCAGGGAGAAUUAAUUGAACCCUCAAUAACAACUCAGUUAAUCACACCAGGCACUCAGUCUUACACUAGCAUGGAAACCAUGUAUUCUUCAGGAUCAAGUACCAACAUGCUGCAUGCUCAUACCACUAGUAAUCCACAAAUGUUAUCCCAUAAUAUAAACACUUAUGCUGAAAAUACAAAAAAUAGACCUAUUCAUCGUGAACAUAAGCAGGAUUCAAAGGAGCGUAGAGUUUCCACAUUAAAACUAAUUCUUAAAGAAUAUUCAUCCAAUAAAACUCAGUCUAAUAUGCACCUUAAAGACAGCUCUUCAAGCAUGCAAAGUCGUGUGUCUGCACCCCAUAACCCCUCCCCUGAGAAGCACAAAGCAUCUAUAUCUGUAAAGAUAGCUUCUAAACCGUCUGUGGAGGCAGAAGAUAACCCAAGAAAUCAUGGACCCUGUGCAGAGCAUUCUUUUGGCCAUACCAAGGUGCCCGCUAGUAUUUCUGGACAAAAGGCAGCAGUUACUUCAGCAUCAUGGUCCACAGAGAGUCAAGUGGUUGGAAGCCAGAAAUUUACUACCAAAGUGAAGACUCCAGUAACAAUUAAUGGAAGUUCAGGCAGUCCAGUGAAUCACUUUCAGCGGCCAUUUUCGCCACCCCCUACAUACCCAUCAUCCCCCUCUCGUCACUCCAACAUGAUUGUUACGCAUAAUAAUCGAAUCAUAGAAUCCACAGACUCCUACUCUCAACAGUCAGAAGUCAACAGAAGCAGCAGUACUAUACCAAUCUGCAGGAUUUCAGAGGAAGAGAAGAAAGUCACAGUAAUUAAAGCUCCACAUUAUGCUGGUAUUGGUCCUCUUGAUGAGUCUGGAAUCCCAACAGCAAUAAGAACGACAGUUGACAGACCAAAGGACUGGUAUAAAACAAUGUUUAAACAGAUUCACAUGGUUCACAAGCCAGAUGAUGACCCAGAAUUCUCUAAGACAGCCUAUGCAUAUAAUACCGACAACUACAGUUCAAACCCUGCCUACUCCCAUCCUGCUGCAAAAACACAGACAUACCGUCCUCUGUCCAAAAGUAUCUCAGACAAUGGCACUGAUGCGUUCAGAGCUCCAUCUCCCCUGCCGCCACCGGUUCCUCCUCCGGCUGUGCCUCUCCGACCUCAGGAGCAAUCCUCUCCAGAGAAGAAUGAAUGGGAACCGCCUGACAGAAAAGUUGACACCCGCAUGUUUCGCUCUGAACCAAGAAGUAUAUUUGAAUAUGAACCAGGAAAAUCAUCCAUCAUUGCACAUGAAAGACCGACUGAUCGUGUAAACCCAGAUGAAAUAGAUUUAGAAAAUGAACCAUGGUAUAAAUUCUUUUCUGAGCUGGAAUUUGGACAUCCGCCUCCUAAAAAACUAUUGGAUUAUGUUCAGGCGAGUUCCCCUGGUGUAACAUCUGAGACCUCCUUGUACCAGCCAUCCAUAGACAAAAUCAUGGAAAGACCUUCCAGUUUGGCCAGUGAUUACAGAAAAAGGAGGAAGUCUGAGCCCAGUGUCGGCCAUCAGAGGGCACACAGAGCCAGUCAAAGCCGCACAGAUGCCCAAGGCACCAACCAUACCCUGAAAAAGACUGCCAUUAACUCAUCUCCUUCUUCCCCCUCCAGAGCAAAAGCUGAUCAGGAUUCUCCCAGAAACUAUUCUUCAGCUUUCACUGAUGUGAGCCGGAGUGCAACCAGGAGAGGCGCACAAGAGACAGAGGUUGCCAGAGCAGUGUAUGAUUUUAAAGCCCAGUCUCCAAAAGAACUUUCUUUCAAGAAGGGAGAUACCGUAUACAUCCUCAGGAAAAUAGACAAGAACUGGUAUGAAGGGGAACAUUACGGAAGAGUAGGGAUAUUCCCAGUAUCAUAUGUCGAGAAAAUUAGCCCAACAGAGAGAUCACAGCCAGUUCGACCUCCACCUCCAGCACAAGUUCGAGAAAUUGGAGAAGCAUUGGCCAAAUACAAUUUCACUGCUGACACAAAUGUGGAGCUAACACUUAAAAAGGGUGACAGAGUGACUAUUCUAAAGAAAGUUGAUCAAAACUGGUAUGAAGGAAAAAUCACAGGGACUAACAGACAGGGCAUCUUCCCUGUUUCUUAUGUGGACAUGGUUAAAAAGAGCCCAUCCAAAAGCACUGGUGAUUCUCCAGAUCGUACAAUACCUCAGAGCUACUCAAGUGAGAGAAUACACAACGUGAGAACACCCACAUUGUCUACACAAAAAAGACUUCGUACUCCACCUAUUACAUUAAGCCCUGAUUCAUCUGCUUGUACAGACACUAGUAAAGGGAAAUUAGAUGCUGUGACCACAGAAUGGCUUUCAUUGACUGUUGGCCCUUCACCGUCAUUAACGCCUGCCCCAACUCCACCACCUUUUCCUGACCACUUUGUUUCCAGUGCAGAGAAGCCAAACUCUUUGCCAGUAACAGUUGUCCAGCCUGAACAAUUUAACUCCAGUGAAAUAACUUCCCACCUUACAGAUGGCCAUUUUGUUCCAAUAACCUCACCAAAGACUAUUUCAAGUUACCAUCUUCCUGUACCUUCACCCUUCCCUGACACUAUACUUACUUCCUCUCCCACAAAUCAGCAGUUUGAAACUUCUGUGUCUGCAACUGAUACUGAUCAAAAUUUUACUGGAAAGCAGGAUAUAUACGUGGACGAGGCAGAUUUAGGGAGACCACAUAAUAUAAAACAAGUCACAGAAAUUGUUUCAGAUACUGUGAAUGCAUCAGAGACUGAGAGUUCUGACUUGGUCCUCUCCGAGUCUGCUACAGUGGCAUCAUCACCCAGAAACCUCACAUCAAUUGAUGAACAAGAGGAAGAAGUAUGUGAGGAACUGCUCUCAAUCAUCCAAGGGUGUCAGAUGAAAUGUCAAGAGUCAGGGUUUUAUAGGUCUAUCCCUGAAAAAGAACAGCUUCCAAGUCUCUACAUUGAGGAAGAUGGGACAAUUGAAAAUGUAAAACCACCAAUAGAAAACAUAACACAGCCUAAUAUAUUUCAUGAGGAAUAUCCAUCCUGUGCCAAUACUGAGACGAGCUCAGUUUCCUCUACAACACCAAGGUCUCCUGCACUUUCUCAGCACCCUUCCAAUCAUCACUUUCAUGCUGUCAGUGUUCCCACACCUGAGUCUGUGAGUGCACCUUGCCAACCCUCUGUGUCACAAUCAUCAUCACUUCUAACCAAAUGUACUGCUAGACAGGAGACACAAUCUCCACGGUUAAAGGGUAUAUUUAAAAGUGACCUAGUAAUUGUUGGUAAGCCUCCUCGUAGUCCUGUGAUGUCUAGGAAAUCCUGCAGUUCACCUAUCAAAAGCCCCAGCAACAGCCACCGGAAGCCUGUGUUUACUCAUGAAAAUAUACAAACAAUGGGAGAACCAUAUCAUUCCCUAUAUAAUUACACACCACGAAAUGAAGAUGAGUUGGAGCUAAGAGAAGGUGAUGUCAUAGAUGUUAUGGAAAAGUGUGAUGAUGGAUGGUUUGUGGGGACAUCACGAAGGACAAAGUUCUUCGGCACUUUCCCUGGAAACUACGUUAAGAGACUGUAAAGCAGUUCUCAUUCUUCCACUGCCUAGCCCAGCACAUAAAGGACUUUAUGAUGAAGCACGCUGGUACCUGAUAUACAGAUUCAUAUGCUGUCCCUGCUGCCGCCCGACCGUAUUUUACAGCAGUAUUAGAUUCAAGCUGACGAUUCUCAAGAUUCUACAGGAGAUAUUCCCACACUGUUUAUCGGUUUCUUUCCAUGCAUUUCAAACAUUUUAUUUACACAAAAUACAGUUUGUCAAUGUCAUGCAAGACAAUCAAAAGCAUGGGGAAACUGAAUCUUUUGAUUUGGGAUAUUUCAUGGAAAUAUGUUUCAGUCAUUAUGCUAGAAAAGAAGAAUAUGCUUCAAAGAUUGUAGAAUUGGAAUACACUGGGCUCCAGACCAGACGGCUCAAUAUAGAAAACACAAAUUACAUUAAUCACACAAUCAAAGCUUUCUCCAGCUGCACUGCCAUUCCCAAGGGAGUCCAUCUGUUUGUACUGAGACACAACACAUCAGAAAGAUAGUAGGCUAGAAAAUGCCUGUGUAUAUGUGCACACUGAAACAUGUUAUGCGGCCAUACUGUAUGUAUAUAUGCAAUUCAAAUUAAAGGGACAUUAAACUCAAAAUGUAAUUCCCUAUAUAAACUUUAAUCAUGCAUAAUUAAAAAUAUAUUGCAAUGCA